UUGUCGACAGGAAGCGUGCGGUUUGGAUUGUUAGGGUCGUUCUCGUUUUGUUCCAUUCUGAGGUUCCCUUCGAGAAUAUUCUUACCUGUCUUUCUUAGUCAAGUGUCGCUGUAAACAUAACAUCCCCCGACCCUCCGACCGAUUGUCCACGCAGCUCAGCAGCAGCAACAGUAAGACAGAUGGACAGCACGAUCCCACCCCCCGUCGUCUGGGCCCAGCGCAAGGACCACGUCAUCGUUACAGUCCAGGUUUCCGACUGCAAGAACGCCAACGUCAGGGUCGAGGCCGACAAACUUCACUUUGACGGUAUCGGCAACGACAAGAAGCACUACGCAAUCACUAUGGAACUGUUCGGUGAGGUGGACACUGGAAAAUCGCGGCACCACAUCUACCCGCGCCAGACCGAGAUCUACCUGUCGAAGAAGGACAAGACGACCUACUGGCAGCGACUACUGAAGACUCAGACGAAGAUGCACUGGCUGAAGGUUGACUUCAGUCGGUGGAAGGACUCCGACGACUCCGACUCGGAUGAGCAGGAACGCGGGCAGAACCUUGACGACAUGAUGCGGGAGAUGGGCGGCCUGUCGUCGGGCGAGAAGCCAGGAAUGGAAGACUUUGGCGAGGAGGAGGACAGCGACGACGCAGAACUUCCAGACCUCGAGUAGGGUGACGGCGCGCGCUUGGGUAUGCGGGCGCGGCGAUACGGGCGCGCACGUGGCGAUGCGGGCGCGUGCGUGGGUACGCGUGGGGAUGCAUGUGUGGUGGCGUGGGUAUGCGGGCGCGGCGAUGCGGGCGUGACAAUAUUGGUGUGGCGGCGCAGGCGUGACGAUGCAUGUGUGGUGGCGCGCGCGUGGGUAUGCGGGCGCGCGCGUGAGGAUGCGGACAAGCGCGUGGGUAUGCGGACACGCGCGUGGGUAUGCGGGCGCGCGCGUGGGUAUUCGGGCGCGCGCGUGGGGAUGCGGACAAGCGCGUGGGUAUUCGGGCGCGCGCGUGGGGAUGCGGACAAGCGCGUGGGUAUUCGGGCGCGCGCGUGGGUAUGCGGGCGUGACAACAUGGUUGUGCCGGCGCAGGCGUGACGAUGCAUGUGUGGUGGCGCGGGCGUGGCGGAGCAGGGUGCAUGUAUUAUAGCGCCAGACGCAAGGAAGUUGUUGUAAAAGAGAUGGAAUUAAUCGACCUAUCUACCCGGCCUCAAUGACAGGCAGCGCUAGGCAAUCAUGGUUGUGAUGGGAUGUUGGGACGCUGCUUGGUAACAGAAUGUCAAUCCUGGUGCGCGCGCGUGGAAAACAUUUUGCAUCACCGAUGUGGCAACAAUGUUCUAGGGCAGCAUGGUUGUCUCCUUGCUCGGGGCGGAUAGGUCAGCUGUUGCUGCGCUUGCCGCGCUCACGUGAAUCGUUGCGCCAGCAGGCGCAGCCAAGUACGGGUGAUGCGUGGCAGCGAGGCGAAGCUGGUAGCGUCCUCCGCGUAGCGUAGCAGUUCAUUAAUCACGUUGAUAUAGCCGAAAAUCGGGGGGGGUCAUUACUUCGUAUCGAGGCAUAAGUUUUAAAAUUGUCGCGAGGGCAUGCCGUGCACAGCUAGUCGUAGCGUAUCGAUGGUGUGUGCGGCGGCCCAGCCUCUCAUUUUACACGGUCGUCAGUAAUAUACACGUUACACUGUCACUAUUAAAUCUGUUUCGGUUUGUCCCGUUUCCGAUGUCGUCGGCGGAACUGAAAGUUACAAUUCUUUUUUAUGCGUGUGCGAUUAAUUGUCUGAAUAAUUUACUUGAUCAAUCGUUCUCUAUAUUUCAUGGCACCUGUGUGUAUGCUAGUUAUGAACAUGUGUGGAGUGUGUUGCAAACUGUCUCGGCAACAGCAGAAGCGUUGAACCGGUCUACAGCUCACGGUCAGAUAGGUGUGCGGAGGGAGACCUGCAGACACAUUCUCUGCGCUUCGUUUGACAGUCGGGUACACGAGCAAUACACGGGUCGCAUGCAGAUCAAGAGUGUCACGGUUUUAGGACUCGUUUACCUUGUUAUCGGUGCGUGCAACGGCUGCACCUUGCAGGGAGUGAGCAUGGGCUACCCCUGUGAAUACCUCGUGGGUGUGGUUUGUGGUCUAAUCCUGCAUGUAGGGUGUAGCUUGUUGGUUAUUUGAGGGAGUGGUAGAAUGGCUGACACUGUUGGUGGGAUCCCUCCUCUCUAGUUUUGGUUUUAUGCAGUUAAAUGUUACUGUUGCGACAUUUUGUGAUACUAUAUGAUGGAGUUUCUCGUCUAGUAGGGUUUGCUUGUGUUUGGCCAGGCUUGCCGAGUUGAUGUAUGUAUGGACUUUAUUAAAAAAAAGUUCAUUUCUCUGAAUUUGGUAUAGUUAUUAGUUUCAAUGUAGUGUUUCUCAUCAAGAUUCGCAAUCUAUAAGUGAGUCACACACAAUCAAACAGUUUAUAUGAUUUUUAUAUUUUUAUUUCUUGUCAACACCAUACGACUGCUGACAAUCAAAGUCAGAAUUGAACAACUGGCAGUUGUAAUUUCUAAUUGAAAUACAUUUGCAAUUGCACAUUGGUGUAAUGUUUCCACAGUACCUUACAAUGUUUGAAUAAUUCAUCAACCAUUACCAUUUACCGUUAGUUCAUGAAUAUACUCUGCAAUCAGUGAUCUGAAGAAAUUGUAAUAUAAACCUCAUUAAUUACCUACAUUUAUAUUAGUUCAUUUUAAAUAAAAUAUAUUGCAUACGA
Priapulus caudatus is the source of this 2703-nucleotide messenger RNA. RefSeq names its product co-chaperone protein daf-41-like. Bases 180 to 665 code for a protein of 161 amino acids. Gene Ontology annotation, molecular function: Hsp90 protein binding; protein-folding chaperone binding. The transcript is spliced from 2 exons. Gene Ontology annotation, cellular component: cytosol; nucleus. Gene Ontology annotation, biological process: protein folding; chaperone-mediated protein complex assembly. Lineage: Eukaryota; Metazoa; Priapulida; Priapulimorpha; Priapulimorphida; Priapulidae. The record is from RefSeq and is a predicted model, not a curated record.